Messenger RNA from Apodemus sylvaticus (European woodmouse), 2265 nucleotides. It is a transcript of the gene Snx31, whose product is annotated as sorting nexin 31. Gene Ontology annotation, molecular function: phosphatidylinositol binding. The transcript has 14 exons. The record is from RefSeq and is a predicted model, not a curated record. Bases 1 to 1314 code for a protein of 437 amino acids. Gene Ontology annotation, biological process: intracellular protein transport. Gene Ontology annotation, cellular component: early endosome. NCBI's taxonomy places the organism in Eukaryota, Metazoa, Chordata, Mammalia, Rodentia, Muridae.
AUGAAGAUGCACUUCUGCAUCCCGGUGUCCCAGCAGCUGCCAGAUGCGCUGGGGGGCCGCUACGUGUUGUACUCCGUGUACCUAGACGGGUUCCUCUUCUGCAAAGCACGCUACAGCCAGCUGCACCGCUGGGAUGAACAGCUGCGACGGGUGUUUGGAAACUGCCUGCCCCCUUUCCCACCGAAGUACUAUCUGGCAAUGACGACCGCUAUGGCCGAAGAGAGGAGGGACCAGUUGGAACGCUACCUGCAAACUGUGACCGCGGAUGCCCGGGUGACAAGGAGUGACGUCUUCACUGAGUUUUUAACACUGAUGCAGCUGCAGACACUGAAUAUCAGCGCCCAGAAUGUCGAGCUGGCUGUAUUCCUGCCUGACGGAAGGAGCAUCAAGAUGGAAGGUCUGACUUCAGAUACAGCUGAAAGGGUUCUGGAGGUGAUGGCGCACAAACUGGGACUGCACCCGGAGCUGGUGGGCUACUUCGGCCUCUUCCUCAUCCGGCCUUUCCCGGAGGGCAAGCUCUCUGUGGUGAAGAAGCUGGCCGAUUUUGAACUGCCUUACGCUAGUCUUCAGAGUUCUGAAAUGGAAAACUGUAAGAUCGGACUCAGGAAGUGGUACCUGGACCCGGCUGUGGACUCCGUGUUGAUGGACUGCAGCGCAGCUAGAGACUUGCUGUACACGCAGGCAGUGCAGGACAUUGAAAUAGAAUGGAUGAAACCCACGCAGGCUCAGAGGGAGGAAUUAAAGGCGCUGCAGAAGACAGAGAAUCAAACGAAGUUUUUGGAGCUGUCACAGGAAGUCCGGCACUAUGGGUACAUUCAGCUGGACCCCUGUACCUGCAACCACCCGGAACCUGGCUGUGGGGUCCAGCUUUCCAUGGGCAACAAUGAGAUCAGCUGCCACAUAACUCUGCCUAACGGCCAGACCCAGGACGUUGCUUUCCAGAUGAGCGGAGUGAAGUGCUGGCAGGUCACGUUCCUCGGAACUCUGCUGGAUACCCACAGGCCCCAGCGAACGCUCAACCAGAACCUAGAGCUGAGAUUUCAGUAUAGUGAAGACAGUCGCCAGCAGUGGUUUGUUAUUUACACCAAGCAGGCCUUUUUCCUGAGCAGCUGCCUGAAGAAGAUGAUCUCAGAGAAGAUGGCAAGGCUUGCUGAGGAGAGCCCAGAAAUGCAGAUCGAGGUCCCAGAACAAGGCAAAAAGCGCCGGAGCCAAGCCAGCCAGCAGAAAGACUAUUUUAAUUUUCUGAGAAAAGGCAAGAUGAAGAAAUCCGAAGGUGACAAUGUUUGGGACACCCUAACGGAAGAAGGUCUCUGAAGGAGUCUCAUCGUUACAACUGUCUUAGGACAGGGCCAGCAUGUGGGGGUGGGAGAUGGGCUUCCCACCAUCCAGGCAUCAUCGACUUCUCUCUUUCUUUGACAUUGAGGUCUCCUGGGAUCAGUCUGACUUCAGGACUCCAUAACUCUCAGGGUUAAAAUAGUGUAGGAACCAAAGCUACAGCGUUGGCUUAAGUUGCAGGAGGCAGGUGGGCAGGUUCAAAUCAACCAGUGGGAGGUUUGUUUUAUUUUCCCUCUAAGAUAGAUGUAUAUCUGGCUCCAUGAAACCUUUUGUAUGUUCUGGUAUUGCAAGGAUAAAAAGGUCGUUCUAAAUUAUAGGAAUACAUUUAACACCAAAGUAGAUUCACCAGCUCAGGAAAAUAUGGCUUCUUUGACCUAUCCAGAGAGCAAAAAGAGGCUGUAGGAUUCCAAUCCACAGCCUGGAUUACUCCCUCGUCCACACACACGAUGACCACAAGGUCCGGGGCUGCCCUGGCCUAAGUCCCUCCACUGUAGCCUCUGUUCCAUUAUUGGAGGACCGGACUCUGGGCCUGGAGAAAUGGUCAAGAGCUGCUUCUGCUGAGAACUACAUUCCCUUAACCCACACGGUAACUCACAACCAGAGCUAAGCACCAGAGGAUCCAGUGCCCUCUUCUGGCCUGCCCUGGCUCCUGCACUUAUACACAAUACAAAUAAAUAAAAUGGAAUUCUGCCCAAUAACCAUCAUGCCAACUUGAAUAUUUUUCUUUUGGAAAUCAAUAGUCCUGUACUGAUAACAAAUAUACAUCUCUCAACUUUACAAAUGUAUAUUUUUUUCCACAAUAGUUUCCCGUAAACAGCUUCAGGUGUACCACGGUAAUUAAUGCGAUCACGUAUGGAAUUAAGAGCAAAAUAGGAGAGAUAAGUCUGCAAAAAUAACUAGUGUUCUUUUCUGAGCUAGCUAUGAAAUGAA